UCAGCCCGCUCAUCUCCCCUUGCUCUCGACGCACUCAUCGAGACUUCAGCCCUCCCCAGACUCGUAGCGACUCACCUCAAGGCCUCCAUGGCUAACAAUGCCCAGCAUGAGGCUCCUCGACGACAAGUGCACCAACCUAUACGCAUUCAAUGUCAGAUAUGCCACGAGUCAUUCCAAAAUCGCUCCGGCCUUACCCAGCAUCGGAACGCGAAGCAUGUCGAGAUGCCUGUGUAUGAUCCUGGUCGGAACAACGCCAACCUGCAAGGCCCGCAGGAGGAUCCCGAAGUUCAGCUCUUUCCAGCGGAGCCAGAUGUCGACGAGGCUGGAGGUGUAGGAGGAGGAGAACCUGAUGGUCAGCCUGAGGAUGGGCCGGAAGAUGACAGGAUGGGGGAGGACCAAGGGCAGAAUAACACACAUUACCACCAACAUAUCGACGCACGACCCUGCACCGAAGAUGGUGGCGAGUACCUACCUCCAGGUACGCCGCCGCAGCCACGCGAACGGGCUGCCCAAGGAGAUUGGGCACCAUUCGGUAGCCGGAUAGAGUUCGAAGCUGGCGAGUUCCUGUUCAAGAAGAUCGAGAUGUCAGCAGGCGAUGUCGGGACCAUCAUGGAUCUAUGGGCCGCUUCGCUCAUUUCGUUCGGCGCGAAGCCACCCUUUGCAAACGCAGUAGACAUGCUCGCUGUCAUUGACGAGAUCCAACAUGGGGACGCACCUUGGCGUAGCUUCAUUGUUCAGUACCAAGGUCCCAUUCCGGAGGUCGGCCAGGUGCCGUCUUGGAUGACCGCGCAGUACACUGUUUGGACGCGGGAUCCACGCAAGCUCAUCCAUCUUCUCCUCGAGAAUGAAGACUUCGAUGGCGAGAUUGACUAUGUACCGUACUGUGAGAAAGACGAAGAGGGAAAGCAGCGACUCACAAACUUCUUCUCGGGCAAUUGGGCAUGGCGUCAGGCAGACACCAUUGCCGAGGAUCCCACGACGCAUGGCGCGAUGUUCGUACCAGUCAUCCUGGGAAGUGAUAAGACCACGGUGUCAGUAGCUACUGGUCAGAAUGAAUACUAUCCGCUCUACCUUUCGAUUGGGAACCUCCACAACACCGUCCGACGAGCUCACCGCAAUGCCGUCCAUGUCCUCGCAUUCCUAGCAAUUCCACAUGCUGACAGGAAAGACAAGGACACCACCGCGUUUCGUUCGUUCAAGCGCCAGCUGUACCAUGCAAGUCUGGGCAACAUACUUACUCCGCUUCGCCCGGGUAUGUCGACACCUGAGGUCGUACGAUGUCCCGACGCACACUUUCGUCGCGCCGUUUACGGAAUAGGCCCAAAUACGCAGGAUUAUCCAGAGCAGGCGCUCGCUGCAUGUGUCGUCGAAGGUUGGUGCCCUAUAUGUUUUGGUCACCAUAAUGACCUCGAUGCCGGAGCUGAUCAAGGGCGACGUACGGAGGAGUUUACAGAAGCGUUAGUUGCGAUGCUUGAUGAGCGUGCACUCUGGCAGGAUUAUGGGAUUGUCAGCAACGUCAUCCCAUACACCAAUGAUUUCCCGAGAGCGGACAUUCACGAACUACUCUCGGGUGAUCUUCUUCAUCAGAUCAUCAAACCCUUCAAAGACCACCUCGUCGAUUGGAUUAUAAUACUCCUGAUCAUUAUAUACGGGGAAGCGCUAGCCAGUGUGAUCUUGGACGAACUUGAUCGCCGUUUAGCAACGAUGCCACCAUUCGUAGGCCUGCGCCAUUUUCCGCAGGGGCGGCGCUUCAAGCAGUGGACAGGUGAUGAUACCCGCGGACUGAUGAAGGUGUUCCUGGCUGCACUCCGAGGUCUUGUUCCGGACGACGUUGUUCGCGCCGUCCGAUGGUAUCUCGAGUACGCAUACAUCAUUCGCCAUCCUGAACAGACAGACGACACGCUCCGACGCGCAGAUGAAGCAUGGACUCACUACUGCCGAUUCCGUGAGAUAUUCCGUGUUGCUGGAGUCCGAGAAGACGGCUUCUCGAUCCCUCGCCAGCACGGUCAAAAGCAUACGUCCCGUCACACGCGCAAUUUCGGCGCCCUGUAUGGUCUAUGCACGUCAAUCACGGAGAAUAGGCACAUCACGGCGGUAAAGAAACCGUGGCGGCGAUCAAGUCGCUACAAGGCUAUCGGCCAGAUGCUCCAGACGAACGCACGUCUUGAGAAACUCGCCGCUGCUCGUGUGGACUUCACCGUGCGCGGAAUGCUAGAAGGUACUUGCCUGAGCGAAGCCCUCGAAGCGAUGAUUGCUGCCGAGGACGACCCUGCGGAGGCCGACAUGGAUGUUGACGAUGAAGAAUGGCAGGCCGGGGACGACGAGCCUGAGCGUGAUGAUCGCGGUGCACGCAAUGCCGCGGACAACCUAGAUCAGGGAGAUGAGGUUGGGCCAGUGGCAGGAGCAAACGAAGGUGCUGGUGGUCGGCCUGCCGCUGGUGCUGAUGAAGAACUUGGUGACGCGGUGGAUGGACCACAAGUCGAUGCGUUUGUUGUCCUUGCGCGGCGACCAGCAAAGGGCUAUCCUCGAAGGCUCGGUGACCUUGGUGACUAUAUUGGCCGCCCCGAGCUCCCCACCUGUGUAGCGCGCUUCAUCGCGGGGCAGCUGGGUCAAGAUCCUGAUGUGGAAGACGUGGAUCGCUACAACGAUCCAGACAUACAGGUGACCGUUUACCCAUCUGCCGUAGCAACAUUCUACGCACCAGGUGAUCCUUCGGGAACUGGCGGUAUGCGGCGCGAAUGGAUACGCGCAACACCAUCCUGGCGAAAGGGACCCGCACGGUAUGACUGUGCGUACGUGACUCAUGACCCAGCCUUGGCUGGCUUUCGCGGUCUCCAUGCCGUACGAGUACGCCUACUCUUCUCUUUCACUUUCAUUGGCACAUUUUAUUCGUGUGCGCUCGUCGAGUGGUUCAUUCCGGUCGGAGAUGAAGCAGACGACGUGACGGGCAUGUGGGUUGUUGAGCCCGAGAUCGACGAAGACGGGCGGCGACCAUGCGAGAUCAUACAUUUGGAUACUGUACUCCGAGCAGCUCAUCUCCCUCCUGUCUACGGCGACCAGUUCAUACCGCGCGAUCUCACAGCUGAGGAAACCUUGGACGCCUUCCGCGCAUACUACGUUAACAAAUUCGUUGACUAUCACGGACAUCAACAUUUGUUCUAGUGUAGCAUGUACUACUGUACAUAGUAUUGGAUGGCUCUGCGCGAUCAUGUCAGUACAGUACUACGCGCGCAGUAAGUGAUUUUUUUAGCCCAC
Molecule: messenger RNA, 3255 nt
Organism: Rhodofomes roseus
Lineage: Eukaryota; Fungi; Basidiomycota; Agaricomycetes; Polyporales; Fomitopsidaceae
Exons: 9
Coding region: 88-3162 (1024 amino acids)
Source: RefSeq, a predicted model, not a curated record